Molecule: messenger RNA, 768 nt
Organism: Fraxinus pennsylvanica
Lineage: Eukaryota; Viridiplantae; Streptophyta; Magnoliopsida; Lamiales; Oleaceae
Source: the annotation of a GenBank genome assembly
AUGGAAAAUCAAGCACAGGAUAGCAGUAGUCAGCAGAGCGGUGGCUCAGAAACCAAGAGAAACGAGCCGGUUCGAUCCCGGUGGACGCCAAAGCCGGAGCAAAUUGUAAUACUAGAGUCUAUCUUCAACAGUGGCAUGGUGAAUCCUCCAAAGGAGGAAACGGUGAGAAUCCGAAAACUGCUAGAGAAAUUUGGUGCAGUUGGUGAUGCUAAUGUCUUCUACUGGUUCCAAAACCGGCGGUCAAGGUCCCGCCGCCGUCAGCGCCAAAUUCAGGCCAGUCUUAGUGGCGGUGAACAACCACAAACUCAGCGGUGGAGUGGUGAUUGUGGUGCAAUUCAGUAUGAAAACACUGCUGCUGCAAGUUCUGUGCCUUCCCCAUAUAAUUUCCCUUUGAUCUCAAGCUCCGGCAUAUAUGGUUCUUCUUCAUCUUGCACCGAAAAUGGUGCUUCUGAUGAUAUGUUCUCACACUCAGUUCACCCGGAAAUCGACCAAAAUCCUUCUGUUCAAUCGACUUUCUUCCCCUCAGAUGCUUCUCAUUUGCAGUACCAGUCUGGAUUGAUUACAGUGUUUAUCAAUGGAGUUGCAACAGAAAUACCAAGAGGGCCACUGGACAUGAAAGCAAUGUUUGGACAAAAUUUUAUGUUGCUUCACUCGUCAGGAGUUCCAGUUCAAGUCAAUGGACAUGGAUUUCUGAUGCAGAGUUUGCAGCAUGGUGACAGCUAUUUUCUGGUUCCAAGACAUUCCCAAGACAUUCUUAAAUUCGAUUGA